This is a messenger RNA of Notolabrus celidotus (New Zealand spotty), 1920 nucleotides long. RefSeq names its product bloodthirsty-related gene family, member 1 (gene btr01). Lineage: Eukaryota; Metazoa; Chordata; Actinopteri; Labriformes; Labridae. Gene Ontology annotation, molecular function: protein binding; zinc ion binding. The record is from RefSeq and is a predicted model, not a curated record. The transcript has 11 exons. The coding region runs from base 61 to 1905 and encodes 614 amino acids.
GUUCAAUCCCCACCUUCUGCCCUCACAUCUUUUCCAACAUGCUGGAGUGUCUUUGGCUGAAUGGCGUUACCUGCUGCCUAUCUGUCUGAAGACCAGUUCACCUGCUCAAUCUGCCUGGAUGUGUUCAACAACCCGAUCUCUACACCAUGUGGCCACAGCUUCUGCCAGGCCUGCAUCUCUUCCUACUGGGAUGGGGAAAGAAGAGGAGGUGGAGGAGGUGGGGGAACAAAGAUCUACCAGUGUCCUCUCUGUAAGGAGUCCUUCCGUAAGAGGCCGGAGCUCCACAUCAACCGAACCCUGAAGGAAAUCACUGAACAGUUCAAGUGGUUAGCCGACGCUGGCGUUUUGAUGGAUGGAACAGAUGGAGGAAGAGGAGUCGUUGAUCCAAACUUGUUUCUUCAGCAAGAGCAACAACCACUCCUGUCUCCACCGCAGAGGCAAGGGGAGAUGCCUGAGAGUGUCUUUGAUGAGAUGAUGACUCGUUUCCAGCAGAUGUCACCAGCUGGAGUGCCUGAAACUGCCUUCCCCCAUCCCAAUAACCCUCAAAGAUCCAGUCCAGCCAACGCUCGCCCACCUCUCAAGACCCAGAACUCAGAGCACCUUGACCCGCCUCCACCUUACUCACCUCCACGCAGGUUCUCUCUGGGCGGUCCCGGUGACCUGGCCCGUAACGUGCCUCUGUGUCCUGUCCACCUGAGGGCGCUGGAGUUCUUCUGUCGCACCGAUAACACUUGCAUCUGCAGCUUGUGUGUGGAGACACAAGACCACCGUGGACACAAUGUCACCCCAGCCAAGAGAGAGUGGCACAUCAAGAAGUCCCAGUUAGGUAUAUCAGAGGUGGAGCUGAAGGAUCUCAUAAGUGAGAAGGAGAGGAAAGUGGAGGAAAUACAGAACUCACUACGAGAGAUAUGGGCUGCUGCUGAAAGAGAGACAGAUGGAGUUGUUUCUGCAUUUUCCAAGCUGAUCUCCAGUGUGGAGCGCUGCCAAGCUGAGGUCUUAGAGGCGAUAGAGAAGAGUCGACUGGCGACUGAGCGCAGAACCCAGAGCCUGCUGAGAGAGCUGGAGGAGGAGAUAUCUGAACUGAAAAAGAGGAGUGCAGCACUAAACCAGCUGGUUCUGUCAGAAGACUAUGUACACUUCCUCAAGACGUUCCCUGCCCUCUCCACCCCUCCACCAUCCAAGGACUGGUCGAGUGUCUCUGUGGUGUCUGAGCUGACCUCGGGAGUGAUUCUCAGGACUGUCACGCACAUGAUGGAGCACGUUCAGGAAGAGAUGAGGAAGCUGCCAGAAGUCUGUCAGAGAUCCCUGUCAGAACAAACUGUAGCCAGACCCAACCCAAAGACAAGAAGGGUCCAAGAGUAUGCAGAUGAAAUCACCCUAGACCCCCACACAUCCCACCCACGUCUCAUCAUCUCCGUAGAUGGGAGGCAGGUGCACUGUGGUGAACGCCAUCAGCCGGUACAAGACAACCCGGAGCGCUUUGACCGGGUGGUGUGUGUGCUCGCACGCCAGGGCUUCAGCUCUGGACGCCAUUACUGGGAGGUGGAGGUUGGAGGAAAGUCUGACUGGGACCUCGGGGUUGCAAGCUGGUCUGUCAAUCGGAAGGGUAAAAUCACUGUUAGCCCCGCCCAUGGCUACUGGUUCCUCAGCCUGCGUGAUCGGACCGAGUACGCCUUCAGAACAGAACCUUCGACCAACCUGACCAUCAGUCCGAGACCCUCCCGUAUUGGAAUCUACGUGGACUAUGAGAAAGGGCUGGUGUCCUUCUACAAUGUGGAGGCCAAAGUGCUCAUGUAUACCUUCACAGAUACGUUUUCUGACACCAUCCAUCCUUUCUUCAGUCCCUGUACGAAUAAAUCAGGAAGGAACGAGGGACCACUAAUCAUUUGUCCUGUUCAAGAAUAAAAUCAAUCAAAAAUG